Messenger RNA from Macadamia integrifolia, 2403 nucleotides. RefSeq names its product probable RNA helicase SDE3. The record is from RefSeq and is a predicted model, not a curated record. Bases 567 to 2129 code for a protein of 520 amino acids. Lineage: Eukaryota; Viridiplantae; Streptophyta; Magnoliopsida; Proteales; Proteaceae. Gene Ontology annotation, molecular function: miRNA binding. The transcript has 4 exons.
UCAGUUCCCAAGUAUUAUCUUUUUCUCCCAAAAUUCUUCUUUUUCUCUUUUUUUGCAGAGCAAAGCUCCUCAGUUCCCAAGUAUUAUCUUUUUCUCCCAAAAUUCUUCUUUUUCUCUUUUUUUUUGGUAAAGUUUUCUUUUUCUCAUUGUUCCCAUGAGUCAUUAUUACAAAGCAAGCUUUUGCAAGUCUUUGGAGAAAUCCCAAGUUCCUAAAAUUUGCAUGAUCCCUUACUCUACUAGUUGUUCCGACUUCUGAGUCUUUUGAGGUUCAAGCUUUAGCACCUGGGAGCACAGGUGCCGGAGUUUUGAUCUCCUGCGAUUGAUUCGAGUUUUGAUUUCUGAUAUAAAGUUGGGAUUUGGAGUCCAUGAGUUUGAUCACUUCUCAUGGGGCUUUUGUAUAGGAAACCUGUGAACUCUCUUUGUUCUUGGCUGUAGAUGAUACUGAUCUAGCAGCUUUUAGUCUCACUGAUAAGCUUGAUUUGGAACGAAUCUCGUUCUCUCUCUCUCUCUCUCUCUCUCUCUCUCUAGAUCUCUCUUUUUCCCCCUUCCUGAUUUAGUGAUAAAAGAUGUCUUGGUUUCUUGGUAUUUUGAAAUUCAUUUUUGGGGGUGGGGAAGAAAAUGAAACUUCAGGUAGAAGAAACCCUCCUUACUCUGAUAAUGGCAGAAAAUCAGUAAAUCUGGGGGUUUCUAAUUCGGGUGUGGCAGAUUCCUCAAAAUUUCCUAGGGUACCAAACAGUUUUACUCCAACAACUUCUCAGUCUUCAAUUAGCCAUAAUAGAAGUUCUGUAGAUUCUGGGAUUUCUCACUAUAUUGUGGCUGACAAGGAUAUAGCUUCUAUUUAUGUGAUUCCUGAUAGUAUUAAAGAUAUGAUAAAAAAGGACAUUGUACCUGAAGUUCUCAAGAAGCCUUUAUCCCCAUCGACUUACAGGGACUACUUUGCUGCUUUGCUAUAUGCAGAGGACUUCUAUGUUGAGAAGUGGUGCAAUUUCUGUUUAUCCAAUGUCAACUUGGAGUUGCACAAAGCGUCCAUCUAUAAGAAGUCAAACAAGAGCAAAAAUUUGGAUGAAAGUGAUGAACAUGAAGACAAAAUGAUGGUAGCCUUUCAGAUUGAUUUGAUUCCUGAGAAGCGGCCUUUCCUUUUAUCUAGAGACUUUGUCUUUGUACGGCCUUCAGGCAAGAAUGUUGAGCCAUUCCAGGGGAUUCUUUACCGAGUGGUGAAGAGCACACUUGUUUUGGCUGAGUUCGGAUACGAUUUUUAUGCUCAACAUGCAGAAAAUUGCAAAUAUGACAUUAGCUUCUCAUUCAAUAGAGUCUGUUUAAAGCGGAGCCAUCAAGCAGUUACGGCUGCAAUGGGCUCUUUGUUCCAGAGCUUCCUAUUUCCUGAUCAGAUAGAAAGAAUCAACAACACUGCAUUGUCUUCGUCUUUCUCUUCUCAUCUAAAUCUUGGUCGGGACCAGACCAUGGCUACCACACUGAUAACAAGGCUCACAGGUCCACCACCUUUUCUCAUUGAAGGGCCAGUCUGUGUUUCUGCAGGACGAUUAUCAAAAACUGGGUUGGUCAUUCGAGAUGCAGUCCUUAAGAUAUACAGAACCUCUCCACGCUGUCGAAUACUGAUAAAUGCACCAACAAACAGCACAUGUGACCUGUUUCUAAGAAGCUUGACGGAUGUAAUUCCAGAGUCAGAAAUGUUUAGAGCAAAUGCUGCCUUCCGAGAGCUUGAUGGUGUACCCUAUGACAUCCUUCCUUCAUGUGAAUACAAAGGUGAAUGCUUCACUUGUCCUUCACUUACGGAGCUUUCAAACUUUAAGGUGAUCCUGUCAACUUUUGUAAGUAGCUUUCGGAUCCACAGUGAAGGCAUACAACCUGGCCAUUUCAGUCAUAUUUUUCUGUUAGAUGCUUCUUCAGCUACUGAACCAGAGACUAUGGUGACUCUGGCUUUUCUUGCUGAUGAGAAGACAUCAGUUGUGGUCACCGGUGCUCUUGGGAACUCCUCGGGUUGGGUGCGCUCUGAUAUUGCUCGUAGGUAUGGAUUGAAGAAAUCAUAUUUUCAGAGACUUUUGGAGAGCAAGCCAUACAAUAACCUUGAUGGUAUGUUUGUUAUGCAUCUUGCGGACGACUAUCCAUAAGAUUCUGUUUAAUGUCAGCUUGUUAUAUUUUGGAUGUCACUCAUUUGAAAUGUUUUAUAUGAGCCUUGAGUUUAACAUGGAUGACUCUCAACAAGGACCAAUCAGGAUAUCUUGAAGAUGUGGUUUUACUUGGGGUAGUCCUGGUGUUUUGCAUGGUUUGGUCUAGUAUUUAAAAGGGACAUGUUUCUCCUACAGUUACUUCAGUGUGGAUAUCUUUCUCUUCUGUUCAUAAUGAAUACUGAAAUGGAACUUAUGGAUAUUUGGCCUUUUCUAA